Messenger RNA from Daldinia loculata, 1618 nucleotides. RefSeq lists its product as uncharacterized. The record is from RefSeq and is a predicted model, not a curated record. Bases 291 to 1409 code for a protein of 372 amino acids. The transcript is spliced from 2 exons. NCBI's taxonomy places the organism in Eukaryota, Fungi, Ascomycota, Sordariomycetes, Xylariales, Hypoxylaceae.
AAGAACGCCAGCUUGGCUUGUGUAAGGGUGUAAGGGUGUAAGUCAUUCCUUAUCUACCUAAUCUAAGUCGAGGUUGGCGUAGCCACACAUUAACCUAUGCAAACUUGACUUUGUAUUAUUCCGCUCUCUUAUUCCAUCCUCCUAUUCCCCUGUCUCUUCAACUAUCCUCUUCGAUACCAGGUUUUUUAUGAGCACGAUUCUUCUUAGCAGAAACUUUCGCUUAAGUCAAUUUGACUUGUCUUGGAUUUGAAGAACAGACUGACACGGGAUGACGCCCGAUCAUCCUUCCCAUGAAAUUUUCAAAGGGUCCUUGCAACCUCUGGUUGCCUCUCUACUGGAAAUUCACCUUCCCAGCUAUCCUAAUCAUAGCCUCCUCAUUCCUCCUAUUUAAGAGUUUCUGGUCCGCUCAGGGUCCUCGAGUCGCGAUUCAAGAUUCCCAUAGGACACUCAACGUUAGCAAAACUCAUACCGACUCGCCUUUCGCCCAUGAUGACAGCAAGAUCACGGUCAACCUGGUGGUGGCCACUCUUCGGAAAGAUGACAUCUCAUGGACGGAGGAUAUCAGAUUGCCCAAUCUCAACGUCAUCCGCUAUGUCACUGAUGAUAUGAAGGCACCGUAUCAUCCGCCAGUACCAAAAAAAGGACGCGAGGCGAUGAUCUAUCUAACUUAUAUGCAUGACUUCUACGACAACUUGCCAGAUGUCACCAUAUUCACCCAUGCCGACGAGAGUCCGUGGCAUGUGGAGCGCACAUUGAAUUCGUCCCUGGUAUUCGCCAUGUCGCAUCUAGACUUAAGGCAGGUUUUGCAGAGACAAUACUUCAACCUGCGCGUGUCCUGGGAAAACGCAUGUCCGGAUUGGAUUAACACGACCAAGACCGAGUACGACGACACUAAACAAGAAGAGCACUUCAUACGUCAGGCAUUUAGCGAAAACUUUGCGACGAACGAUGUUCCCGAGAUCCUUGCUGGGCCAUGUUGUUCGCAAUUUGCGGUUACGAGGGAUGCCGUUAGGAGGCACCCGAGAUCCCAGUAUCAGAGAAGCAUGACUUGGUUGAUGCAGACCGACUUGGAGGACUUCCUCUCGGGAAGAGUUUGGGAGCACUUCUGGCAGUGGCUUUUCAAGGGCCAGGCAGUGGAUUGUCCAAUCGAAUGGAAAUCGUACUGUAGAAUGUACCACAUCUGCUACGACUUGGAAAGCAGGAAGCUACUCAGCAAGCUCGAGGAAGAGAGGAAAGAUUUGGAAAAGAAAAAUGGUCUGUUCGGCAAGAUAGCAGAUCUGCUAAAUGGUAUGGAGAAUAAAAAGCGCCUGGAGGAGAUUGAUGCUAUAAUGGCGGUAGAACUCAACAGUGCACUCGAGAGGGGGAAGCAUGAAGCAGUACGGAUGCAGCUGCUCUCGGAUUCUUUAUGAAAAAAUUACGGCCACGGUCAGGCAGGUUCGUUGUAUAUGAUACCCUAACUUUGUUAAUGAUAAAAGGAUUGCAUGAACUCAUCGCUCGUCUAUUCAAUACUUGCUAGCUGAUUUCUUCUCGAGAAUGCAGGCCAGACCCUUUGGUACAAGGAACGGUUGAGCAUAUCGGAAGACCCGAUUAUUAGCCAUGACGACGUUAAAGCUCUAUU